Molecule: messenger RNA, 3465 nt
Organism: Meriones unguiculatus (Mongolian gerbil)
Lineage: Eukaryota; Metazoa; Chordata; Mammalia; Rodentia; Muridae
Gene: Npff
Product: neuropeptide FF-amide peptide precursor
Exons: 3
Coding region: 3007-3381 (124 amino acids)
Biological process (GO): excitatory postsynaptic potential
Cellular component (GO): perikaryon; dendrite; axon terminus
Molecular function (GO): G protein-coupled receptor binding; neuropeptide hormone activity
Source: RefSeq, a predicted model, not a curated record
AGCUGCUCUUGCAGAGGAGCCACCUGUAACUCCAGCUCCAAGGGAUCUGAUGCCCUCUUCUGGCCUCCACAGGCACUGCACUCACCUGCACAACCUCUUCUCCCCGUUGCUCACUGCCCUAUCCAACAUACAGAUCCAUAAUUAAAGGAAAAAGCCUGGAAAUUGGACACAGAUUUUGUUUAGAAGCAGAUAAAAGCUCACAGAACAGGCAGUGCUCAUAGGGUGAGGAAGGAGGACAGGUGAGCCAUUGAGCCUUCUUGUGUCUGUAUUUACCACAGAAAGAAGGAACAGCCAGGCAGACUGAAGACAAAAGACAGAGCAGGUACCUUUAAGGUUUCCUGGUAGAACAGACCGACCAGGUUGGUGUCUGUGAGGGGCUCAGGGCCUCCUUAGGAAAUGGAAACACUGGCGUUGGCCCUCGCUGUGUGCGGCUUCCAGGAUGGCUCAGCAGUACAGGUACUUACCGCCAAGACCAAAGACCCAAGUGUAAUCUCUGGCCCCAUGUGGUAGGAGAAAACUGACCUCCGAAUACGCUCUGUGGAGAGUAUGUCUCAGCUCCCUCCCCCAGGUAAAUGAAUAAAUGAAAAAAAAAAAAAAAAAAAAAGGAGCAUGUUAGGGGGUCCAAGAAAGAAAGAGCAUUACUAAAAGCUAAGACUAAGAGGUCUGGGAGAGGAACUGGAGAGAUGGCUCAGUGGCUACAAGCACUUACUGUUCUUCUAGAGGACUCUGGUUCAAUUCCCAGUCAGGCAGCUCACAGCUGACUGGAACUCGAACUCCAGGGGAUUGUAUUCUAGACUGCCCCCCAGGAACCUACAAUUGCGUACGUGUGUGCAGACAUACCAUCAGAAAGGAAAAUACAUUUUUCCAGUCAGGUGGUGGCGUCACACACCUUUAAUCUCAGUCAAGGCUAUACAAAGAAACCCUGGCUCAAAAAACAAAUAGAUCUUUGAAAAAGGUCAUAGGCCAUUCUGCUCUACAUACUGAGUUCAAGGCCAGAGCUACAAAGUAAAACCCUAUAUGUAUUUGGGUUUUUGUGGGGUGGGGAGGGAGCGGUUUUUAGACAGGGUUUCUCUGUGUAGCCUUGGCUGUCCUGGACCAGAUUGGCCUUCGAACUCACAGAGGUCCACCUGCCUCCGCCUCCCAAAGCGUUGGGAUUACAGGCGGGCACCACUGUGCCCAGCUGGUUGGUUGGUUAGUUGGAGUCAGGGUUCCUCUGUAGCCCUGGCUGUCCUGUAACUCAACUCUGUAGACCAGACUGGCCUAGAACUUAGAGACUUGCCUUCCUCUGCCCCUGAAAUUUACAGAAGUCACAGAGUGAAUUAUGAGAGCAAAGAUUAAAAAUCUGAAUUCCUGCCAGGUAUGGUAGUACAUGUCUGUGCUUGUCUUUAAUUCCAGCACCGGGGGGUGGGGGGAUGACUGAAAACAGAGGCCAGAGCACUGGGUCCAGUCAUAGAAAACCACAGACAAGCUGGGCAUAGUGGCACAUGCCUUAAUCCCAGUACUUGGGAGGCAGGGGUAGCCUGGUGUACAUAGUAAGUUCUAGGCCAGCCCAGGCUGAGUACCGAGACCCCAUCUUAAACAUAGAAACACAGGUGGGAAAUUCAUGAGACAAAGCCUACAAGGUUCAUCCAAGCCUGGAAGCACUGUGUCUAGAACACCCAGAUAGAAACCCAGUCUAGAAGUAAGGGACCACUGCCAUAGAGCAGUUGCCUGCACUUGCCUAGCACACAAGGCCCUGGAUUUGGAUUUAAUCCCAGAACGGGAUGGACGGACGGACGGACAGAUACCGGUAAAUAAAUAAAUCUGAAGACAUCUCUUGUAAGUUGGUUCCAGUAAAGAACUUUCCCGUUGAACAAGAGAUAUGGAUGAAUGAAGUCUUCAAAUAUGUGAGAGGCUUUUAAUACGGAAUGAGACGUUCUGAGACGUUCAGUGCAAGCUAAGACCUCCGAUGGCUAAGGCCCACUCAGCAUCAGGAGAAUGUGUGCAAAGAAGGGGUAAGUUCCCCAGGACUGGGGUGGGAAGAAGGCAAAGGUAAUCGCGUUUUAUUCCUGACAUUUGGAAAACGCCAGCUCUGUGCUUUCCGUUCCUCCUGGGGAGCAGUUAAUUUUAUUGUUCCUGAAUGUAACUGAGGAAGUCGGGCUGAGAGUGAGGACAGCUUGCUUUGCUCAUGGCUGGGGUAGGACCUUGAUGUGGUCCUUCAGGUUAGGCUGGAGACACGCGUGGCCCACUAGCACCUGCACUGCAGUGAUGGGAGGGACAGCUUUUUCCCUGACUUUGAGUGACGGUCUCCCCUAAAGCAGGACCCUCGCUGCCAGCUCCAGUAGCACCUUAGAACCAGAGCCAGGCAGACUGUGCUUGACCAGAGGGAACUGGAAUAGCGUGAUGCCCCACCGCCCCCAAAAGGACUCUGCCCUUAAGUCAAUCAGCCUAGGUGUGAGGCUGGAAAAGGCAAAUGGUUGGACCGGGCAGUGAAGAGCCUUGGCCACAAGGUGGCAGCAGAGUUUCCGCUGUGGAGGCCUGUUCCCCAGUUCAGGCAAAGGUGGGCCAGUCCACAACAUUUACAAAGUGAGGAAAGGAAUGGGCUGUGGUCCCAGGCAGGGGUGGGGACCAAGCUGGGUCACCCUAGCCCACUCUUAAUCCUAGUUCCUUCCCAUUGAGGACAUCAAGAGCCAGGGGUGAGCAACUGACACUCUCCAACCUGUUGAAGGAUUGGGGGUUCUUAGAAGCCUCCCCCGGGGCCUAGCUCUGACAAACUGUCUGCAAUUAAUGAUGCUUCCUGAGCUCUGGAGACAGGAUUUAUGCAUCUAAUAAAGUCUAUAACUCCAGGCUUAGGCUGGGGGUAGGAAGCUGAGAGCGGAAAGUCUCCGGGGGGCAUGGGAGCCCAGGUGGCUCUUAAUGGAGCCAUGCAUUUCCAUUGCCUGUCUAGAUUUCCCUCUAGGCUGCUGCUGAGAGGGUGCAGGGACAGCAAGUAUGAGGACGGUAAACUAGCGGAGAGCAGAAGGCAGCAUGGAUUCCAAGCGGGCUGCUGUGCUGCUGCUGCUGCUGCUGCUGCUGCUGCUGGACUGGGGCCACACUGAAGAGCUGGGGAGCCGGGGUGGAGCCCAGGCCAUUUCAGAAGACACUGCUGGUUUCCCUCCCCACCACCUCUCAUCACAGGAAGAAGAAAAGGGACCCCACCCACCACAAGAUGCCCAGACCCGCAGGUCCCUCUUGCGUUUUCUGCUCCAGGCCACGGGGAGACCUGGUAGGAGCCCAGUCUUCCUGUUUCAGCCCCAGAGGUUUGGCAGAAGUGCGUGGGGCCCCUGGAGUAAGGAGCAGCUAAAUCCUCAGGCUGCGGAGUUCUGGAGCCUGGCAGCCCCGCAGCGCUUUGGAAAGAAGUAACAUCAUCCCCUCUAAUAUGUCUGCAUGCAAAAUCGCCACCCUGUGUGCCUUGUACACCCCAAAUAAAAUAGCCUGGCUUCUGAG